Molecule: messenger RNA, 798 nt
Organism: Episyrphus balteatus (marmalade hoverfly)
Lineage: Eukaryota; Metazoa; Arthropoda; Insecta; Diptera; Syrphidae
Product: ceramide-1-phosphate transfer protein
Exons: 3
Coding region: 111-734 (207 amino acids)
Biological process (GO): ceramide transport; intermembrane lipid transfer
Cellular component (GO): cytoplasm; membrane; cytosol
Molecular function (GO): ceramide 1-phosphate binding; ceramide 1-phosphate transfer activity
Source: RefSeq, a predicted model, not a curated record
CCUACUAAAAAACCAUUAUUUACUAAUUUAUUUAUAAACUAUUUAUAUCAAUUAAAAAAAAAAAAACUCUAAACCUCAACAGUAUUUUAUUAUAAUUAUACAACAACAAAAUGUCUGUAGAAUGUUUCAACAUUGAACGUUGUUUAGAAAAAUUCAAUGCUAGCCUCAAAGACGAAGAUGAUGUUCUUUUGGAUGAAUAUCUUCAAGGAUUCGAAGAAAUCAAUAGUUUCUUUCAUUUAAUGGGAACAGUAUUUGGCUUUGUUAGCAGCGAUGUUCGAGCUAAAAUUGAUAUUUUAGCUGAUUUUCGAAAAAAAGAAAACUCGGAACAAUUUACAUCUAUUAAACAAAUGAUAGAAUAUGAAAAGUCUGGUGGACUUUUAAACGACACCAGCUACGUGUCCGGUAGUCGGACUUUGUUACGUCUUCAUCGAGGUUUGGAAUUUGUUCACGAGUUUCUCCUUCGAGUGGGUGAUUUGGGUGAAUGUGAUAAAACAUCCGGUUGUUGUAAGAGUGCUUACAAUGAUACCCUCUCAAAGCAUCACUCGUGGCUGAUAAGACGUGGUGCACUUGUUGCCAUGUAUGCAAUGCCUACGAAAGGCGAAUUGCUAAAACGUGUUGGAGUGAGUCAAAGUCGUGCCACGGAAAUUCUACCCGAUAUGUUAAAGGCCACAAAAAUAGUACACAAUCGAACGGAGAGUUUGUAUACUCUGUUUGAAUUACACGAACUGCCUUAAAAAAAAAAAAGAAAAUACAUAUUUCUAAGUUAUUGCUUUUUAUGGUCACACAUUCCAAUUUAUU